GGCGGGGCUGCCGGGAGGUGGUGUCCGCUUCCUUUCCGCGCCGCGGGCCUGCGGGCGGGCAUGGGUCACGUAAACAAACUACAACUCCCGGCAGGCCCCGCGCGCGGCGGGUCAGGGCUCGGCUGGGGCCGGCUUCGCGGGGCGAGCUGAGGCGGCGACGGCUGCGGCUGCGAGAGCCGGGCCGAAGCCCGCGGCGGAGGCCGUGGCUGGUUCCCCGGGGGUGGCGGAGAGGCGCGGGGGAGGAAGAUGGCGACGUCGGGGGCGAACGGGCCCGGCUCGGCCACGGCCUCCACGUCCAAUCCGCGCAAGUUCAGUGAGAAGAUCGCGCUACAGAAGCAGCGUCAGGCCGAGGAGACGGCGGCCUUCGAGGAGGUGAUGAUGGACAUCGGCUCCACCCGGUUACAGGCCCAGAAGCUGCGCCUGGCAUAUACUCGGAGCUCCCACUAUGGGGGUUCUCUGCCCAAUGUCAACCAGAUCGGCUGUGGCCUGGCUGAGCUCCAGGGCCCCCUUCACUCCCCUCUGGAUUCAUCUAGGAGCACUCGGCACCAUGGGCUGGUUGAGCGGGUGCAGCGAGACCCCCGAAGAAUGGUGUCUCCACUCCGACGCUACCCCCGCCACGUGGACAGCUCCCCCUACAGCCCUGCCUACUUAUCUCCACCCCCGGACUCCAGCUGGCGGAGGACGAUGCCGUGGGGCAAUUUCCCUGCAGAGAAGGGACAGUUGUUUCGCCUGCCAUCUGCGCUUAACAGGACAAGCUCUGAUUCUGCCCUUCACACGAGCGUGAUGAACCCCAGUCCUCAGGACACCUAUCCGGGUCCCGCACCUUCCAGUGUCCUGCCUGGCCGCCGUGGAGGUUUUCUGGAUGGGGAAAUGGACUCCAAAGCCUUUCUCUUUCAAGUCCCUGCCAUUGAGCAGAACUUACUAGAUGACAAGCACUUGUUGAAGCCAUGGGAUGCUAAGAAGCUGACCUCAUCUUCUUCCCGACCUCGUUCCUGUGAAGUUCCUGGAAUUAACAUCUUUCCAUCCCCUGACCAGCCUGCCACCGUGCCUGUCCUCCCACCAGCCAUGAACACGGGAGGCUCCCUCCCUGACCUCACCAAUCUGCACUUUCCCCCGCCUCUGCCUGUCCCCCUGGACCCCGAGGAGACGGCUUACCCCAGCCUGAGCGGGGGCAGUAGCACUUCCAACUUGACCCACACCAUGACCCACCUGGGCAUCAGCGGGAGCCUGGGUCUGGGCUAUGAUGCACCAGGACCUCACUCACCUCUCAGCCACCCGCCCUUGCAGCCCUCCCUAAGCAACCCCAACCUGCAGGCGUCCCUGCGCAGCCCCCAGCCCCAGCUCCAGGGCUCCCACAGUCACCCCUCGCUGCCUGCCUCCUCCUUAGCCCGCCACACCCUACCCGCCGCCUCCCUGGGUCACCCCUCACUCAGUGCCCCGGCCCUUUCCUCCUCCUCCUCCUCCACUUCCUCUCCUGGCCUGGGUGCUCCCCCAUAUUCUGCUUCUACCCCUGGGGCUUCCCCGCGCCACCGCCGAGUACCCCUCAGUCCCCUGAGUUUGCCCGCGGGCCCAGCCGAUGCCAGAAGGUCCCAGCAGCAGCUGCCCAAACAGUUCUCGCCAACAAUGUCACCCACCUUGUCUUCCAUCACUCAGGGCGUCCCCCUGGACACCAGUAAACUGCCCACGGACCAGCGGUUGCCUCCAUACCCAUACAGUCCCCCCAGUCUGGUUUUGCCUGUCCAGUCCCCUACCCCCAAGCCUCUCCCACAGCCCAGGUUGCCAACUCAGGCCUGCUCGGGGCAGCCUUCUGGUGGACAGCCCCCAGGCAAGCCCCCCCACUACGGGGCCCCGUGUGCCAGCUCCAGUGGGCAUGGGCAGCAGCUGUACCAUCGACCCCUGAAUGACUUUGGCCUGGGCCAUCUGGAGCACUUCAGCCUAGAGAGCCCAUCAGCCAGCCUGGUGCUGGACCCCUCUGGCUUUUCCGAAGGAACUGGGUUUUUAGGGGGCGAGGGGCCAGUGAGUGGCCCCCAGGACCCCCAGGCCCUCAACCACCAGAACUUGACGCACUGUUCCCGCCAUGGCUCAGGGCCGAGCAUCACCCUCGCAGGCAAUGCCUCCCCGGGUUUCUCCAAGGAAAUCGCGGCAGCUUUGGCUGGAGUGCCUGGCUUCGAGGUGUCAGCGGCUGGGCUGGAGCUGGGGCUGGGACUGGAGGAGGAGCUGCGCAUGGAGCCCCUGGGCCUGGAAGGGCUGAACAUGCUGAGUGACCCGUGCGCCCUCCUCCCUGACCCUGCUGUGGAGGACUCGUUCCGCAGUGACCGGCUACAGUGACCAGCUCUUGUCAUCGUUUGUGGCCUCUCCCUGUCGCUGUCCUCUCCCCCUCCCCCUGGCCAGUAGAGACUCAGCUCUGCCCCGGUCCUCUUUCUGACACGACUGAAGGAUCCCAAGAGCAAGGAAAGGCAAGGGCUUGGCCCAAGUAGCCCUGAAAUUCUGCACAAGGGGUGGGCCUGGGGGAGUUCAAGGGAGGGCCCAAAGCACUUGUAACUUUGAAACGUCUGUCUGAGGUCAGAGCCUGUUGGGAAAGCAGGGGUUGAGGGGAGCCCCAAGCAGGGCUUGUCCGGAUGCUAGGGGUGGCAGUGCCAGCCCCUCCUCACCACUCUUCCCCUUGCAGUGGUGGAGCGAGCCAGAGUGGAUGUUAUUUUUUAUUAAAUAUAUUAUGUUAAUAAAAAAAUCAAACCCC
Sorex fumeus (smoky shrew) is the source of this 2737-nucleotide messenger RNA. RefSeq names its product CREB regulated transcription coactivator 2 (gene CRTC2). The coding region runs from base 247 to 2328 and encodes 693 amino acids. Gene Ontology annotation, biological process: positive regulation of transcription by RNA polymerase II; protein homotetramerization. Lineage: Eukaryota; Metazoa; Chordata; Mammalia; Eulipotyphla; Soricidae. The record is from RefSeq and is a predicted model, not a curated record. Gene Ontology annotation, cellular component: nucleus; cytoplasm. The transcript has 14 exons. Gene Ontology annotation, molecular function: cAMP response element binding protein binding.